AAGAAAAAAAGUGGCUCCGGGUCGAGCGACACGACAACUUUCAUUCAGGCGUUUGUUGGGCUUUAAUUUCAAGACACGUGAAUCGGUCGUGGAGACAAACUGCUGCCGCUGCUGUAGCUGUUAGGGAGUAGACAUAGGCUGAGAGUCGCAUCUGCUCUGCCUUCAACAUUUCCAGUGGUCCCUCAACUUGCAGCCGAGCCGCGCCAGCUUCUCCGGCGCCGCUCUCCUGCCCGGCUCUCCCUGCCUCCUCAACCGGGAUUGGAGCUUUGGGACUGUUACCGAGACACUUCACCGGGACGCGGCAUUAAGCAGUGAUGGCCUCAGCUGCGCAGCUGUGCCGGUGAUCCUGCCGCUGCACAUAGGGAAGAAGCAGAGACGCCUUGACAACCGACCUACCUUCCUCUUGCUCCAAAAAAAAGAGAGAGAGAGAGAGAGAGAGAGAGGGAAAAAAGAAAACACACCAGCAUAAACAAAUGCGACCAUGUACAGCGUGGAGGACCUCCUCAUCUCUCAUGGAUACAAGCUGCCCAAGCAUACAACCUCCUCCACCCCUACCCCGGUCCCCUCAUCCUCGUCCCGCCAGCCUCCCUCAUCUUCGCCGCCGUCCUACAGCAAAAAACACCAUGAAAUCCUGGAGAACAGACCUGGCUCCAGGACAGUGAAUGGCUACGAAAGAGGUCCCGUGGUGACCUGCGGGAAUGGCGGCGGAACCAGGCAGCCCCAGGCGUAUGCCGGCAACUGUCCCAACAACAACAAUGAACCCAGGGACAGGAGCCAGCCAAGACGAGAGGGGGAGAACCGGAGCCAAACUGACUCCCACUCCUUGGGAGAGUCGCUGACCUCAGACAGCGGAUUUUGUGAUGGCACCAGAGGUCCUCAGCCACAGUCUAAGGACGUGUCCUAUUGGAGGAGGAGAGGCCAGGACUUCACUGUGUUGCUGGACUAUGCUGACUUCCGAGAGCCCCAUGGAGGGGGACAUGGGGGUUACAGUAGGCCAGAAGGUCCUCAGCAAGCAAGAGGCCAGGAGCUAUCUGCAGAGGAACGUCAGAGGGCAGCUCAGGAGAGACAGCGCUGGGCAGCCCAAGCCCAGGCUCAGGUCCAGGCUCAAGCCCAGGUCCAGGCCCAAGCCCAGGCUCAGGCUAGGUCUAGAGAAAGGGAGGCUGCUCUUCAUCAGUGGAGAAUGGUGACGGAGAGAAAGUGCCAGAGCCUCGGGACAGAUGAGUGGCGUCCAGCUGUGAACUUUAGCCGGCAGCUGUCACAGAGUGAAGGAGAGCGCUGGACACAGGAGCAGCAGCGCCUCCAUGCCCGGACACCAGACGGCAUGGUAGUCCAUCCCAGGACCAAAGCCAAAUCCCAGUCCCUGCCCAGGAUGUUACAGCCUGAGAGCCUGCAAUAUGUAGACAUAGCUGCUUCAGGUCAGGAACUGUACAGGCGGGUCAACGGUCACCCACUGUCACACCAUGACCUUUACAGGCCACCCCGAUGGCCAGAGAACGGCAGGCCGGCUAGCGCUAACCAACUCUCAAUGACGCCAAAGCCCCGCUUCACUCGACCCCCCAGACCUCCCUCUUAUGAGAUGCACCAGCAAAUCAGGGGAAGCUGUGAGGUGUUGUCUGGCAGAGACUCGGUCAUUCCCCAGGCCAGGGACAGAACGCCGCUUCCCAUAUCAAGAGCAGGUGACCCCCAACUGGACUAUUAUGCACAGGACUCUGGACCUCCAGGAUAUAUCCCUCCCCCAUCGUAUAAAAGAGCUCCUAUAAUGGGAGGGGGGCGCCGGGGAUAUGGAGAAAUUGCUGUUGGCUACAGGUACAGAGGGGAUGUGUACCAGCAUAUACAAGUGGCUCCAGAUGGAUCUCAUUGGUUCACCAGACAUCCAGCAGGUUCCUGGCCUGAUCCCCAGAGGGAGAGGAGCCUGUCCAGCCAGAAGCAACUCUACCCUGUAUAUACAACCCAGCAGCGCCCAGGUGGAGGGGUGCAGUACAUCCCCUUCGAUGAUCCCCGCAUCCGCCAUAUUUCCUCAGCCUUAGGUGGCAAUUCCCUGACGGAUGCUGACAAGAUCCGUCACAUCCGUAACGAGCUUCCCAGCGUCACCGUGUCGGAGCCUGCGCCCGACGAUAGUGCCUUUUUGCCCCCGCCAUUGGGGCCUUUCAUUGCUGCCAAACUGGCCGAUGAUGCUAACCAGACGUCUUCGAGCGACUUCGACAAUGACAAUAACAGGUGGCACAGCGAUUUGCACAAAGAGACUGUCGAUAACUUCCCAGCACCUGACCAAAACUGCAACAACAGAUAUCCCAAAAACCAACGUCCUCCUCUAUCGCCCUCUUCCGCAUUUCACGUCCCGUUAUCAAGGUCCUCUUCUCAUCAGGGGCACAGCUCGGACCAGGUCUUUGCAGAAACCAUCACCCAAGUGAAGAAAAUUGCCCCAGAUUCAGGGCUCGAGAACAACAGGAACACCAAGAGGCGAGUGAGUGAGACCAUCUUCUGCCUUGUGUCUGUUCCUGUUCACACACCAAUUAACAUUAAUAAAGACUUAUCAGCUGAUCAGAACAACAAUGAAACAAUGCCAAGCUUGGGCAUUACCAACACGGACACUUUUGCUGUAGGCCUCAAAGAAAGCCCAAAUAUUCGGAGCAAGUCUGUGAACGAGAUGCCCAUCAAAUCCCACUUUUCUCACUUUCCCACCAGCAGCACAUCCUCGUUGAGGAAUUACAAGAGGGCUCCUUUAAGAAAGGAAAUUAUAGAUGCCUGGGCACUCCAGGCCAAUGAGGACAAAGAGUUGUGCUAUGCUGGGUCAUGGCCUGGAAACCAGUACCGCAAUCAGGAAACUCAGACAGGUUCACCUUUGACAGUGGUAAAAAGUCCAGAACCCCAGAGUCCUCCUGGGGGAAAGGAGCCUGUACAGUCAGAUACAACUACAGAUAGUGGUGUGGGAACAGACAGUAACUCCUCUUACGUUUACCCUAUGGCGGGCCAGAAAAACCUUCAUCCAUCGUUCAACAGCGCCUUCUCUCGUCUUAGCGUUAGCCCAACACAAUCGGCAUUACUUCAACCAUCACAUCAAGACCCAUCGUCUCCAUCCAAGGUGCAUGACCAGAGAGACCAGCCGCUCUCUUCUCCAAGGAAAAGCAACUGUAGUCCCCCAGAAAGUGCAGAGCAAGUGGUCUUUGGUCAGUUUCUCUUAAAGCCAGUGAACCGACGUCCCUGUGAUGCCAUUGGUGAACUGGAAAGCAUUAAUAAGGAGAUGGAAGACACAAUAAGUAAAAGACCCAACACGGUGCGGUGCAUAGAUGAUCUUGACGGACUGAAUAAGAAAAUAGCUCGGUGUAAAUCAGGAGCACAUUUCACUACUGGUCCAGAACCUGGCAGGGAAGCAAUCAGUCUUCCACCAUUGCACAUAGAGAAGCCCAACAAUAUAAAAGUGAGGUCAAAGUCUUUGGCUUCAACUGCUGAUCUAGAUUCCAUGGAUGUGAGGAGUGCUUUCUCCAGACCACAGGCCAACAACAUACCACCAACAAAUGAGCUUUCCAUACUCUCCAAACAAAGCACCACUGGUAAUUGUGUGUCGUCAGUGCCCCCACACAAUGACUCCAACCGGCUCUACAGACAGGAUAUCCCUGUCCCUCAAGAGUCCUUACUUCGAGAUGUGGGGCUGACAGUCUACACAGAAACUCCUGGUGGUCCUGGGGAGCCAGUGCAGCGUUCACUCUCUGUCCCAUCUCCACUUGAUCGCAAGGCUCUUAGUCAGUCGGUGCAGCUCUCCUGGGACAUCCAGGCAGCGCUUGUUAAAAAUAGUGGUAGCCCUGAGCACAAUUCACCUAAAGAGUUUAGAGCUGGAGUUUAUAUGGAGAGAAGGGCUAAAUCAGAGAGUGCUCUGCCACUUAGAAGUGAGGUGAACUUAGGCAUUUGCAGAACCAGAAGUGAAAGCAACAGGUCCCCUCCGAAAGACAGUUCGUCACGUAUCACUAGACUCACCAGGGAGGUUUCCUUUUUGUUUGAGAAUGAUGAUGGUGAUCAGAGAUAUAGCAUACCUGAGCCUCUGACCUAUAAGAAUGAGUCUACAAUAGCAGAUAAGCACCUAGAGAACUUACUGAUUAAGGAAAAGGCCAAUGCUUUACCUGCGGUGGACCUCAGCAACUUGUAUGAGGUGAAAUGUGCAAAAGGAAUUCCUGAAAAUGAGUCAAUUGAGCAGCGGGCAGCGAGGAUCCUAGGGAUAGACGUUCCAGUGGAGGCCUUGGGUGUGGCUGAUAAACAGUCUGAGGACAAUCAGGACAAUGUGGACACCACUGUAGGUGAGAAACGACCAAGUCCAAGUGAAGAGACACAGCAGGUGAUAGGAGAGUGUGAGCAAGUCAAAGAGGAGUCCCUGAUGGUCCAGGGAACAGAUAUCCAUGAGGUUGUGGAGGAAAGAUCGGGUAUUUUCCAAGAAGAAGCUGCUAGACAAAAGCACAGCAAUGACUGCACUGAUGGUGCGGACGGCCAACAGGAUACAGAGACUCAGUCAGUACUAGACCUGCCAGAGUUCCCACCGAGUAAGCUUCCUCUAUCUCUGCCUGUCUCCCCUAAUGAGAAGCUAGCACGCAGCAUGUGCAGCGUGGAGACAAAAGAGCGUGGAGGAGCAUGCAGCAUAAUCGAUUCUCUGCAAGAUAAGCUCAACUCUACUGUGGCAUCAUCUGCCACAUCUUUGGGCAGGUCGGACAGAAUGGCCCGUCUGAAAGAAAUGGAAUCGGUGACACGGAUAAGACGACUCAGCCUCAAUGGUCCCGACUGUGGAGGCGAAGCUGAUUCUGUAGAGAGAGAUGAAGACAUGGAGGAACAUGAAGUACAGGAAGAGGCUAAGGAGGAAGUUGUCGAGCAACAACUAGAAAGAGAGGAGGAGGAAAUAAAGGAAGAAGAAAGCAAAAAGGGGGAUAACCCAAAUGAAGUUGGAAAUGCACAUGACAGGUUGGGAGAUUAUGAAGACAGAUUGCAACCAAAGGAAAAGGAUGAAGGCAUAUGUAAGGAAGAGCAAAGACUGGAAAAUGAGGUAGAGGAGAUUAAUGAUGAGAUUGCACUAAAAGCAACGCGUAAAGGGAGUAAAGAAAUAGAUGUUGAAUUAAAAAUGGAGGCACCAGAAGGAGAGAUGAAGUUGAAAAUUGUGGAGGAAGACAAAGGAGAGGUUCUGGAGAUGACAACUGAUGAGAGGAAUAUAGCAGGAGUCAGCAAAGUGGAGACGACUCCAAAGGCUGAUGGAAGAAAGUUGCCCAAACCAAAGCAACGGACCCGACUCCAGAAGCCUCCUCUGCUUCCCAAACCUCGCAGUGUUCCCAAGAGAGAAAUAACGCUCCCUCUCAGCUUCAGCACUGGGACCUGUGGCCCCUCAGAUGUGGAGGAUGAAGAAAUGCUCUCAGUCUCAGACUCAUAUGACCCCAGUCGAGUGGAGAGGGUGUAACCUGUGACCGCUGGCUUCGCUACUGAGGAUAUCCGUCUUUGUCGGGUUGACAGCCCUUUUCCAGCAACAAAGGCUUUCAUCUCACCUCAUAGCCCAGUUAGCUGUGGCCUCUGCAGCAUUGUUACACAUGACUUCUCACAGAACUAACUGUCUCGGUGCUGCGAGAGCAUUUCUAUAGCCAAACAAAAGGUCCGCGGUCUUUUCUCAACCUCGUCAUCCGUGUCCUUCUUUGGUCUCUCAACGAGUUUAUUUGCUCAAGCGAGAGGACUUCCUCCUUUUUAGAAGUUGUCUCAUUUUGCUUUUGGAAAAGUACACGUCAUUUUUUUCCCCCCGUCCCGCACUUGGGCUCCUCGCUGAGCUUCGGUGUUGAAAUAUGAAUGUAAAAGUGCUUCUGCUCAAACAAACAAAAGAAAUGUAACAGAGAAAAAAACACAACAACGCAACAGUAUUGCAUUACAAUCAGUAUUAACCUACACCAAAUGUAAAUAAGAAAGAGUUAUAAGAUUUUAUUAAGAAUAUAAAAAAUAAAUCAAUUUAAGACAUUUAAUUGCUGAAAAAAAUGUAUAUUUUCUUAUGUAUGUUAAGAAAAAGAUUAGAUUUUUGAAAGUGUAGUCUUUGGGUGUAUUACUAAUAUUAAACCCCACCCCCCACUCUUUAUUCUUAUACUUGUGUGAUAGAGAAUGUACUCAGAGUCCGGAUUGCAAAGAGAAACACUGUGGUUUGAAUAGUUUCACUCAAGAGCAAUAUAGUUGUCACACGGAACGUUUGUGACACGAUUUCAGUAGUUAUAAGUCUCUUAUUUCAACGAGCUGAUCUCAUUUGCUUUAAAGCUCCACCUUUUGGUACAAGUAUUAGAUUUGCACUGCUCAGAUUAUUGGCUUUAUGUUAACCAGGGAUAAUCUCCACAAAUACUCUUGAGGUUUCACUCGGAGGGAUUCACGUUUCACUCCCUCCCCGCUCGGCCUCGGCAUCAGCAUCAGCAGUCGCGACGUGUACCAGAAAUGUCUUUCGUUAAUCCUCACACUGUUGCAAAAGAAAAUGUAUAUUUUGUGGCAUUAACUGAAGUCUGUAUUUAACCGUGGAGUCUUUUUUGAACUUUUGUUCACAUCUCGUGUGUGUGUGUGUGUGUGUGUGUGUGUGUGUGUGUGUGUGUGUGUGUGUGUGUGUGUUUGUGUGUUUGUGUGUGGUUUUGCAGGAAACAGUAGAUGUAGCUAAACUGAUCGCAGCCUUGUGCACACUGUUUCACAUCCAGUGUCAUCAGUAUAUGAAUCCUAGUUUAAAGUGGACAUCAGCAAAUCCAUUUCACUUUAUCAAAGAUGGAAACAUGUGAUGUUCUUGGCAAUAAUGAUAAUAAUAUUUGAUAUUAAGCUGGAGACGCUUAAUGUUGAUGCUGUAUAGAUUAUUGCUGUUGGAAUACUAAUCACAGUUUAAUAAUUUAAUGCUGACAUAUCAGUGCUUUAUAAGUUGUGGGCUUAACUGGCAAUUGGUUUACACUCACGUCUCUUAUAGGGUAGCAAUAUGAGAAGUUUAAGAACACACCAAACCAAACUUUUUUGCUAUGCAUUGGACAUCAACAUUCACCGGGGUGGGGGGGUUAAUUCCAAGCUAAUACUGCAACUUCUGGUUCACCUGUUUGACCCUGUCACUCUGUGAGCUGUACUCAGUGUUGAACCCGUUGGAUCUGGUCGUAGACUUGCAUGGCUCUGACUCAAGCCUCGACGCAAGGUUUUGUCUUUGUCCCGUUACCGACCCACUCACCCGUACCUCUGUGCUCCAGGUAAAGUGUUAUCUGGUCAUUCUCGUAGGUCUUUUUGUACUCCAAGUUCUUUGUAACAUAAUCUAGACUAUUGGUGCACAUCUUGCUUUGAUAUUUUCUAUUUUCAUACAGACGUAUGUACAGCUUCUUUUUUAUGCGAAGCAUCUUUUUUGUUUCCUGUUUUUGUUGUGUUUUUUUUUUUUUCUUUUCGUUUUGUUUUUUGGUGCAUGUAAUGCGUAAGACGUCACAGACAGAUGGUGUAUUUGCAUAUAAUUGCAUUUGGUACAAUAUAGUCUAUCCAAUAAACAACUGUUAUAUUUCAUAUAAUGUAUAUUUUAUUUUCAAAAGUUAAGCUACAUAUUUAAAACAGAACAAGGUAUUUUUAGAUUAUUGUGAAAAGGGAACUGUUUUUGAGAGCGCAGUAUUUGUCUAUAUUUGGUAUGAAAUAUAGACAAGUGUGUGCUGUUGUACAGUACUGCAGACUAUUCAUAAAUAAAAGUCUUUGCAUGAAAAA
Molecule: messenger RNA, 7698 nt
Organism: Mugil cephalus (flathead mullet)
Lineage: Eukaryota; Metazoa; Chordata; Actinopteri; Mugiliformes; Mugilidae
Gene: jcada
Product: junctional cadherin 5 associated a
Exons: 5
Coding region: 482-5428 (1648 amino acids)
Biological process (GO): positive regulation of blood vessel endothelial cell proliferation involved in sprouting angiogenesis
Cellular component (GO): adherens junction; ruffle membrane
Source: RefSeq, a predicted model, not a curated record